Messenger RNA from Fusarium redolens, 1634 nucleotides. RefSeq lists its product as uncharacterized. The record is from RefSeq and is a predicted model, not a curated record. The transcript is spliced from 4 exons. NCBI's taxonomy places the organism in Eukaryota, Fungi, Ascomycota, Sordariomycetes, Hypocreales, Nectriaceae. Bases 380 to 1429 code for a protein of 349 amino acids.
CAAUUGCACAGCCCGUAGAUAUUUUUCUCUAGUACCUGCGUAGAUGUGAUAAACUUGAAUAACUCUUGUCUCUAUCGAAUAAAUUAUUAAAUUUGACUCUCUUUAGAUGGCAUUUUUUUCUCUUGCAAAAUGUUCUGCCAACUAAACUUUCUCAUAAGUUGACACUUUUAGAACCAGCACAUCAAUGGUCAACGGCCGAUGUUUUUUUUUCUCUCGAGGGAAAGUGUAUUUGGGUUGGCAACUUGGGCUAUAUGUCAUUCUCUAAAGCUCAUAUCGGCCUCAAGUAAUCCUACGUCGACUAGGCUCAUCCAUAUCAACACUCUCGUCCUCGAAUCUGUUUCUUCAACUUCAGACUCUCAACUCCUGAACAAUUUACGCCAUGAGCCUUACUCCUAUACGCAUACGAGGCAAGCGAAAUUUUCCAUCGAGGGGCAAACCAUCCCCUUGGCAAACUACCACAUCUAUACCUGACGACAGAAUCGGUCCUUCGAAGAAGAUGAAGCGCUCACUAUCAAACGUCCUCGCCUCUCGAUCUACGCGUUGGAGGCCGGCUCUCCAAGCUCUUCCGGCUGAAAUCUUGGAGAGUAUAUUUCUCUACAGCGCCAAUGUUGCCCUCCCCCGGUCCGCACCGAUUAUAGGAUCAAAGCUAUCCGGACGGGCUACUCUCAUCAGGUUUAUCAUAUGGGCUUUCCAAGAUACUUGGGAACAAUCGUUUGGAGAUCCUGAGAAAUCUGUGGUUAUAGAUAAGAACCACGUGGCUGGUAAUUGGCAACUCCAGUCAACCAUAUUAACCCUACCUUGGAUCACUGCAGAAUUCAUUCUCCAGGCGCAACAAACCUGGGUAGACAAAUACGCCAGAGACCAACAUUACCGUCACUAUCUUCCUCGGUUGGAUGAUGACGGUGACCCCUUUAUUUAUGGUCACAGCCAUCAUUUCGAAGGCGGUGUGGGGCACUUCAACUCACAGGAGUGUUUUGAAGCUGACUAUCAGGAGGUUCUGUCCUGGAAACCUUUCGAACGUGUGGGAUCAUGGGGUGGCUGUGAUGUUCAUCCAAGGAUACGCAUACCUACGAUCCUCAUCACCGGUCCAUGGGACGAGAAGAACCUACGCCUCCUGUUCUGGCUUCGAAGGGGUGGUUUAGUCUAUGGUCUGGAAGAGCACGAUGCGUCGUGGGAGAUUCAGCUGGACUGUCUUCGCAAUGCAUUUAUCGACGCACCGGAGCCCAAUGUCUUCAUCACAAAUUUGAUCGAUCUCACUGCACUGUGUCAGGGUCUACCGAGAGAUAUUGCCAGGGAACAAAGAAGACGCAUUGAUCAACGGCUUAAAUGGGGUGCUGACAGUGUCAUCUCAAAAGAGAUACUUCGACAAGUUUAUGGGACGAUUGGGAUGUUUCACGACGGCUUUAGCACUCCAAGCUCGCCGAAAUAGCUGCCAGGGGUCUUCUUUCUUAGCCAAAAAUACAUCACUGCCUCCCGGCUGUAUACUUCAUCUCCAAGUCUGCAUUCACAGAAAGAUUGGAGCACGAUGGCAGUGAACUUUGUCGCAUUAGGGCUCAGCAGGACUCAUGUGAACUCAUAAUGGCUCACCAUGCAUCAUGUCACCUGCAUAAAACCCCGAGACCCCUGAGGCUCGU